This is a messenger RNA of Salvelinus sp. IW2-2015, 1757 nucleotides long. Lineage: Eukaryota; Metazoa; Chordata; Actinopteri; Salmoniformes; Salmonidae. The record is from RefSeq and is a predicted model, not a curated record.
GUAUAUUCACCCACUCUCUGAGGACAGUUAGUGUUAUUGCCUCCCAGUCUCUCUACACCCAUCGACAUCAUCCCAACCUCUUGGUCAUGGAGGUCCUGCUGGUUCGUCAGGGCACCUCCCAGGAGCCAAUCACAAUCAAGCUGGACAGUAGGUUCACGCCUCAAAGCGAUGACAUAGUGUUCCAUUCUGAACCGGACUACAAAGGAGCCAGUUACAUCCAGGGCCGUACCACCACGGCUGAAGUCCCUGGUGGCGUCUGUCCCAGCGUCCACAUCAUCUGGACCCCCAUCACCCCCUCCCUUACCCUGCUGCCCGACCAGGCCCAGUCCCGCUGGGGGUUCGUGGUGGCGGUGGCGGGCAGUCAGGACAGCGUACAGGCUCACUACGACACAGCUCUGGAGCUGAUGACCAAUGGGAACCUUCGUCCCUCGCACCUCCGGGCGUGGGAGGAGCUGUGGGCGGGCAGCACGCUGGAGCUGACUGGUCCGGACGACCUGAGCAGGGCUCUGAUUGGCUGCAUGUUCUACCUGCUCAGUGCCUUUCCUUCGUUACACGAGGCGCCCGGUCAUUUCGGCGGGGUCAGUCCUGGGGGGUUGUCUAACGGGGGGUCAGGACAAGACUACUGGGGACACGUGUUCUGGGACCAGGACACUUGGAUGUACCCCAGUAUUGGUCUCUUCUACCCUCAGUUAGCCCGGGCCGUGCUUGAGUACCGGGUGAGGACAGUGGAUGGCGCCAAGGACAAUGCCGAGAAGCAAGGCUACAAGGGACUAAAGUUCCCGUGGGAAAGUGCUGUGUCAGGGAGAGAGGUGUGUCCUGAAGAUAUAUACGGACAACAAGAGAUCCACAUCAACGGAGACGUUACUCUGGCCUUCCAACACUACCUCUACCUCACACAGGACAUGUCUAUGUUCACAGAGGGGCGUGGCAGCGAAGUGAUUUGGGGCGUGGCUGAUUACUGGGUUUCCAGGGUAACCUGGAGCACUGAAGAACAGGAGUACCACAUCUUAGGUGUCAUGCCGCCCGAUGAGUAUUACUACAACGUCAACAACUCGGUGUACACAAACACUGUGGCCAAGUACAGUCUUGAGUUUGCUGUGGAGUUGGCUGCCCUGCUGAAGUACCCUGCUCCUCAGGAGUGGCAGCAGGUAGCAGACAAGAUUAAAAUCCCUUUCGAUCAGAAGCAGAAAUACCAUCCUGAAUUUGACGGCUACAAAAAAGGACAAUUUGUGAAGCAGGCUGACACAGUGUUGCUAGGCUACCCCCUGGGUCUACCUAUGACCCCUGAGGUCAGGAGAAAUGACCUGGAGUUCUACGAGGCUGUCACAGACCCUGGUGGACCAGCUAUGACAUGGGUAUGGAGUGAAUCGUCUGAUGGUUCUGGGGCGGUGAACUUUCUCACUGGUAUGGGAGGAUUCCUGCAGGCUGUUCUGUUUGGUUACACUGGAUUCAGAGUACAGAAAGAUUGUCUGGCCUUCGCCCCUUCCAUCCCUGAGGACAUCACUCAGCUGUGCAUCCGGGGGAUCAGUUACCUGGGCAACAAGAUGGACUGGCUAGUGAGGGGACAGGAAGUUUACAUCAUACUGAGAGAGGGAGCAAAGCAUGCUGGGAAUACCAAACCCUGCGCUCUGCAGGUGGUCCUCAAGAACUCUGGGACCAAGAUCCCUCUUAUACCAGGUCAACACUCUUCCAUUUUACUCUCUACCAAGUCACACAUGCUGAAACUGAACCUUGAAAUACUCCUCAUCCUGACAUGA